Molecule: messenger RNA, 1625 nt
Organism: Myxocyprinus asiaticus (Chinese sucker)
Lineage: Eukaryota; Metazoa; Chordata; Actinopteri; Cypriniformes; Catostomidae
Gene: mat2al
Product: methionine adenosyltransferase II, alpha-like
Exons: 9
Coding region: 237-1409 (390 amino acids)
Biological process (GO): S-adenosylmethionine biosynthetic process
Cellular component (GO): methionine adenosyltransferase complex; cytosol
Molecular function (GO): ATP binding; methionine adenosyltransferase activity
Source: RefSeq, a predicted model, not a curated record
UUAGCAUGAGAGUGUUUUUAUAAAACAAUGGAUGUGCAGUUUUCAGGUCACGUCUGUUUAUCUCUUUGGUUGACAGAAGAUUUGCUUCUGAUUGGCUGAAGCGAAAACUUGAUCUGAAAAUACGCCCACUAAAGUUCCUGUAUACUUUAGACCUACAGUGAAAAUCACACUAGACGCCGAAUUUGUUUAAGUUUCAUUUGUUGUAAAGUUGAAGUUUGGUGCAGUGUGCAUUCAUCAUGAAUCCAUCUGGAAAUAACAAACCAAGAAAGACUUUCCUUUUCACAUCUGAAUCUGUCGGAGAAGGACAUUCAGAUAAAAUGUGUGAUCAGAUCAGUGAUGCUGUUCUGGAUGCUUAUCUUGCACAGGACCCUGACUCCAAAGUAGCCUGUGAGUGUGUGUCAAAGACUGGUAUGAUCCUUCUGUGUGGUGAAGUGACAUCAAAAGCUGUUGUGGAUCUUCAGAAAGUGGUUCGAGAGACUAUCAAGAGUAUCGGAUAUGACAACUCAUCCAAGGGUUUUGACUAUAAGACGUGUAAUGUGCUGGUGUCUCUGCAGCCUCAGUGCGCUGAGAUCAGUGACUGUGUGUUUGAAGGCAGAGAUAUGGAGGACAUUGGUGCAGGGGAUCAGGGUUUAAUGUUUGGUUACGCCACUGAUGAAACAGAAGAGUGUAUGCCUCUCACCAUUCUUCUAGCUCACAAACUCAAUGCCAAGAUGAAGGAACUUUCAAAGACUGGAGUUUGUCCUUGGAUUCUCCCAGAUUCAAAAACACAGGUGACAGUGGAAUAUCGAGAUAAUAUGGGUGCAAUGGAGCCUCUCCGCGUUCAUACCGUGGUCAUCUCUGUUCAGCACACGCCUGAUAUCACCCUAGCGGACAUCCGUCAGAGUCUGAUGGAGAAAGUUGUGAAGGCAGUUAUACCUGCAGAAUACCUAGAUGACAAGACAGUUUAUCAUUUGCUGCCGAGUGGGAAGUUCCUCUUUGGUGGUCCACAAGGAGAUGCUGGUUUAACUGGCAGGAAGAUCAUUGUGGACACAUAUGGUGGUUGGGGUGGUCACGGUGGAGGAGCGUUCUCUGGUAAAGAUUACUCUAAAGUGGAUCGCUCUGGAGCUUACGCUGCCCGCUGGGUCGCCAAAUCGCUCGUCAAAGCCAAACUGUGUCGCAGAGUUUUGGUUCAAGUCUCUUAUGCUAUUGGUAUUAGUCACCCUUUGUCUGUGUCCAUAUUUCAUUACGGAACAUCGACAAGAGAUGAGGAUGAGCUUUUAGAGAUUGUAAAGAAUAAUUUUGACCUGAGGCCCGGGGUCAUUGUCAAGGAGCUUGAUCUGAAGAAACCGAUCUACCAGAAAACAGCUUGUUAUGGACACUUUGGACGAGAGGAAUUUCCUUGGGAAAAGCCAAAGAAACUGAUCUUUUGAUCUUUUUUGACAACAAUGAAUUACAAUGGAGCAUCAAGAUCAACUUAAUUUCUUUACAUUCCAUUUAAUGUUUUCCUGAGGAAAAAUGUAUUGAUUGUAUUUGUGCUACUGCAUCUUAUUAACGAUAUACUGUGAUCAUCUUAAAACAAUCACGUGGUUACAUAAUUACUACAUUUGUUUAAACUAUAAAUAAAUUUCCUUGAGAAAAAUCUAUAA